Molecule: messenger RNA, 463 nt
Organism: Funneliformis geosporum
Lineage: Eukaryota; Fungi; Glomeromycota; Glomeromycetes; Glomerales; Glomeraceae
Source: the annotation of a GenBank genome assembly
AUGUCUGAUGGAAAAUUUUUGAUCUUACAGUCAGUAAAUAUAAUAGAUUCUACUAAAUGUGAUCCAUCAUAUUCUGAAUCUAUGUUUAAAACAAAAACAAACUUUCCAACUUCUGUUCGACUUCAACCAGAUGCAUAUAUCAUGUUUCUGGACAACUCCUUGAUGCAACAAGGAAUUUUCAAUGGUACUCAUAUAGGCGGAUUUGACUCAACAGCUUCACCUCCAAGUGAACCUCAAGUAAAAACUUUAAAGAUGGAGCCCUUUUCUGAAGGACUUUUUAUUAUUUUAUUCUAUAAUUUACCAACUUUUCAAUAUUCUCCUAUAAAAAGAAUGUAUACUUGUAAGUUCAAAGGUGGUCAAGGAUAUGAACAAUUAGGGAAUUUUUUUGAUAAUAAAAACUGGGAAUUACGUUAUGGUUCUAUGCGUUUUGAAUUUAAUAUUGAUGUAAGAGAUUUUGUAGAAG